This is a messenger RNA of Anastrepha obliqua, 1343 nucleotides long. It is a transcript of the gene Rpn7, whose product is annotated as 26S proteasome non-ATPase regulatory subunit 6. Gene Ontology annotation, biological process: proteasome-mediated ubiquitin-dependent protein catabolic process. Gene Ontology annotation, cellular component: proteasome regulatory particle. The transcript has a single exon. Bases 103 to 1272 code for a protein of 389 amino acids. The record is from RefSeq and is a predicted model, not a curated record. Lineage: Eukaryota; Metazoa; Arthropoda; Insecta; Diptera; Tephritidae.
GCCAACUUUAGGCAGUACAUGACUGUGCGGCUUGAAUAACAAAAAUUUGUUGCAUUGUUAAGUUCGUUUGCGAUUACACUUUUUGUAGUAUAUUAAAAUAAAAUGCCUGUCGAAGACUUGGAAGAAGAGGGUCUGGAGAAGAACCCAAAACUCGAAUUAGCCCAGUACAAGUUUCUUUUGUCGCUACCAGAGCAUAAACAAGAUGCUGCCUUGAAAGCGAAACUACUGGACGCAGUCCGAGCUGACAACAUGGCCCCUUGGUAUGAGUACAUAUGCGCGGAGUUGGAUUGGCCGGUGGACAAGGAAUUACUUGCUCGUAUGCGUGAACAAAAUCGUUUGGAAUUAACAAAGUUGGAUGAAGCAAUCGAAGAUGCAGAGCAAAAUUUAGGUGAAAUGGAAGUGCGUGAAGCAAAUUUAAAGAAGUCUGAAUAUUUGUGUCGCAUCGGUGACAAGGCCGCUGCCGAAACGGCUUUCCGGAAAACGUAUGAGAAGACGGUAUCGCUUGGUCAUCGUUUAGAUAUAAUAUUCCAUCUUAUUCGUCUUGGUCUCUUCUAUCUAGACCAUGACUUAAUCACAAGAAAUAUUGAUAAGGCGAAAUAUCUAAUAGAAGAAGGUGGAGACUGGGAUCGGCGCAAUCGUCUAAAAGUGUAUCAGGGAAUAUAUUCAGUCGCAGUGCGUGAUCUCAAAGCAGCUGCCAAUUUCUUCUUGGAUACUGUGAGUACCUUCACCUCAUAUGAGUUGAUGGAUUAUCCCACAUUUGUACGCUACACUGUAUAUGUAGCAAUGAUUUCUUUGCCGCGUAAUGAAUUGCGUGACAAAGUUGUGAAGGGAGCGGAAAUCCAAGAAGUACUCCAUGGCUUGCCUGACGUAAAAAAUUAUCUAUUUGCUUUAUAUAACUGCCAGUAUGCCGAGUUUUUUAAACACUUAGCAGAGGUGGAAUUAGUGCUGCGCAGCGACUAUUUAGCACAUCCCCACUAUCGUUUUUACGUACGUGAAAUGCGGAUUCUUGCUUACACACAACUGCUUGAAUCCUAUCGUUCGCUAACAUUGCAAUACAUGGCUGAGGCAUUUGGAGUAGAUGUUGACUACAUAGACCAAGAGUUGUCACGUUUCAUCGCUGCUGGGCGGCUUCAUGCCAAGGUAGACCGGGUCGGCGGGAUUGUAGAAACUAAUCGACCGGAUAACAAAAAUUGGCAGUACCAAGCUACCAUUAAACAAGGCGAUUUACUACUCAACCGUAUUCAGAAGUUAAGUCGUGUCAUUAAUAUUUAAAUGAAACCAAUAUUUUUCUUAAACCGAUUUGUAUAGAUGAAAUGCAAAAUAAAACAAAUCACUUCCCCAAA